UGUGUUAUAUUCGAAUUUGAGCUACUGUCUAAUGACAGUGAGCAAUACCAACCUUAACAAUUAGAAGUGCCAAAAUGUGAAUAGCAUAAAAGAGGAAUAAACUGAGGACCCGUCCUCUUUCGUGUUUGGAACGUCAACGCAGAAACAUCUAUUCUUAUUCUACCAACCUCGUCACAUACCCCCGGAGUUAUAUAGUGAGACUUCAUCGUCAGACAUAAUAGUGGCUGCGAGGAGAAAUCCACGUGAAAAGAUCGUUUGUGCUUCAUUGUGCGAAACAAGUGAAUUUAAUAGACUAAACCCGAUAGUGGACGCAACAAAAGGCUACAGUCGGUAGCGUCAGGGGUGAAGUGAUAUUUUUUUUUUAUCGCGUGCAAUAUUCUUUAAGGCAAAUAAAGCAUAGUGGAAAUCCCAUUGUGAAACGUAAUUUUGCCCCCGCACAGUGGUGCAAUCGUGCUGCCUUUAAAUUACUUUUCUAUUGUCCAAUUGACAUUGAAAAGUCAAGGUCACCAUCGGCCACGCAAUUAAUGCUAAUAGAACGACAAAAGAAACUGUGGUUAUUAUUUAUGCUAAACGUUGUGUUUUCUAUUUUUAUUCAAUUAGAUAUUCAACAGUUUAAGUGAGGUGAGCCUACGGUGGACCAAGUAGGUACCGUACAAAGUUUUCGCUAAGGCUAGAGCGAGUUUGUCUCGACGAAAGGGUGUACGUACUGUACGAGUGGAUUUGGUUGUGUCUUUCUGGACUUCAUCUGGUAGCGUCAUUCGAAGGAAUUGAUCAAAAAGCAUCGGUCCUGUGGUGCCAUACAAGGUAGCUAGCUGGUGUAGCGCAUACUACGUGUCGCAAGGUGACCCCAAAGUAAUUGAAUAAUGGCUCAAUCCAACAUGGCGUUUACCAUCGAGCCAUACCGCCGGGGCGGAAAGUUUUCGGACUGGGUUGAACGUUUGACCUAUUUUUUCUCAAUGAACAAGGUCGAAAAAGAAAAUUACAAGGCGUAUUUCAUUACGAUGAGUGGACCAACCGUUUUUACGGAAUUGAAACUAUUGUUUCCAAACACCGAGCUUACUCAGGUCUCUUAUGAUGAGAUGAUCAGGAAAUUAAAAUCCAGGUUGGACAAAACCGAGACCGAUUUCAUUCAGCGUGUUAAAUUCAACAAUAGAGUUCAAUUGCCCAACGAGUCAGUAGAGGACUUCAUCCUUGCGGUCAAGCUACUUGCGGAGUUUUGCGGUUUCGAGAAUUUUAAAAACUCCGCCAUUAGAGAUCGCAUUGUAGCAGGGGUACGGGACAAAAGUUUGCAACAACGGCUUUUAAAUGAAGAUAACCCCACUUUGGAAACAGUUGAGAAAGUAGUUGCAACCUGGGAGAUAGCAACCAAUAAUGCCGUGUCCUUGAAUAUCGAUACCGAGAUAAGCCAAGUGGGAGCUCUUCAUACUCCAGGUCAUCAGGGCCGUAGAACGAGUUACGAUAAAUUAGCUUUGACUUAUCAAGCUGCAAGAAACUUGAACAGAGGCUCGGUUAAAGAUAGGUUAGGGUUCAGAUCUACUCCGCGAGGAACCGGAAGGAUCGAUUCAUCCAGCAGAGGAGGACUACUGAGGACGCCGCGGAAUAAUAAAUCCAAGUACGCCAAUAUGAUUUGCGAUUUUUGUAAUAUGAGAGGGCACAUCAAGCGCAAAUGUUAUGCGUUGAAAAAUUUGCUAAAUCACCGUGUUCAUUCUAUUGAUGAGGAUGACCCCAAAGAAGGACCUAGUACAAGACCCAGUGUCGACGAAAACCUGAAUGAGCUGAUGGGAAGAAUGACAACUCGCGACUCGGACGACGAAAGUGAUGGAUACAAUUCAGGUGACGAUCAAAACUAUUUACAGUGUAUGCAUGUAGGUUCCAUUAACAAGAUAAGCGAUCCAUGUUUAAUUAAUGUAAAAAUAGAAGGUAGACCGGUCCAAAUGGAAGUCGACUGUGGCUCAUCGGUUUCGGUUAUGGGAAAGAAGCAAUACUUCAAUACUUUCACUAACCCUUUAAGGAGAUGCGACAAACAACUGGUAGUGGUUAAUGGAGCGAAACUAAGCAUUGAGGGGGAAACAACUGUUUCAAUUAAAGUUGGUCAAAAGACUGAACAACUAAAACUUUUGGUAUUGAAUUGCGAUUACAAUUUUAUUCCACUUUUUGGAAGAAGUUGGUUAGAUGUAUACUACCCAAACUGGAGAAACUCGUUUACAAAUUCGCUCAUGAUUAAUAAUUUAAAUGAAAAUCAAUCUGCUUUAACUGACGAUGUCAAAAACAAAUAUGCUAAGGUAUUUAUUAAAGAUUUUUCUACACCAAUAAUUGGUUUCGAGGCAGAUUUAGUUUUAAAACAUGAUAUCCCGAUUUUUAGAAAAGCUUAUGACGUUCCCUACCGUAUGAGGGAGAAAGUUUUAGAUUAUUUGGAAAAACUGGAGAGGGAGAAAGUAAUUACCCCUGUGCAGACGAGUGAGUGGGCAUCCCCUGUUAUAGUAGUUGUAAAGAAAAAUAAUGAAAUUAGACUGGUUAUUGACUGUAAAGUCUCAAUAAACAAGCUAAUCAUUCCCAACACGUAUCCAUUGCCGGCGGCGCAAGAUAUUUUUGCCAAGUUAGCAGGUUGCAAGGUAUUUUGUGCCUUAGAUUUGGAGGGUGCCUACACCCAAUUAGCUCUGACGGAAAGAUCGAGGAAAAUAACCGUUAUCAAUACAAUCAAGGGACUUUACACGUAUAACAGGCUACCCCAAGGUGCCUCAUCGAGCGCCUCCAUUUUCCAAAAAGUAAUGGACCAAGUGUUGGAGGGCAUUGAAAAUGUGUCAUGUUAUUUAGACGACGUGCUUAUUGCCGGAAUUAAUUUAGAAGACUGCAAAAGGAAACUUUGUUUGGUUUUAGAGAGAUUGGCUAAAGCCAAUAUAAAGGUAAAUUUAGAAAAAUGCAAGUUUUUUGUAGAAGAGUUGCCAUAUCUUGGACAUGUUAUCAGUGAGAACGGUUUGUUACCAUGUGCGGAUAAAAUUGCUACCAUUCGUAAUGCUAAACCUCCUAAGAAUGAAUCGGAGCUCAAAUCAUUCUUGGGGUUAAUCAAUUAUUACCAUAAGUUCAUACCAAAUCUGUCUUCAAAACUGUUUUUCCUGUAUAAUUUACUUAAGAAAGACGUUAAGUUUAUUUGGGAUGAAAAUUGUAGCAAAGCAUUUGAGUCUGCAAAGAACUCACUGUUAGCCACUAGUUUCCUUGAGUUUUAUGACCCAAGAAAGCCUAUAGUGGUAAUGUCCGAUGCAUCUAGUUACGGCUUAGGAGGGGUGAUUGCUCAUGUCACAGAGGGAGUUGAGAGACCAAUUUGUUUCACAUCCUUCUCGUUGAACGAUAGUCAGAAGAAAUACCCUAUCCUUCAUUUGGAGGCUUUGGCGCUGGUGUGUACUAUAAAAAAAAUUCCAUAAGUAUCUGUAUGGCCAAAGCUUCGUGGUAUAUACAGAUCACAAACCAUUGUUGGGUAUUUUUGGGAAGGAUGGGAAAAAUUCCAUAUAUGUGACAAGGUUACAACGGCUCAUUUUGGAGGUAUCCAUUUACGAUUUUGAAAUAAAAUAUAGACCAUCUCGACAAUUAGGGAAUGCGGAUUUUUGUUCGCGUUUCCCUUUAGAACAGGAAGUCCCAAAGGAAUACGAGCUUGUUAGAAGCAUUAAUUUUGGAAAUGAGUUGCCAAUUGAUAAUAAGAGUAUAGCUUUAGAAACAAAACGGGAUAAAUUCCUAUUGGAAAUUAUGCAAUUUUUGCAAAAUGGGUGGCCAUCAAAAAUUGAAAACCAUUACAAAAAUGUUUAUACGAAUCAGCACGACUUGGAAAUUGUGGACGAUUGUUUAAUGUUUCAAGAUAGGGUGGUCAUACCACAAAAAUUGCAACUUAGCAUACUGAAACUCCUUCAUGCUAAUCAUGCAGGAAUGGUUAGAAUGAAACAAUUGGCACGUCGGACCGUGUAUUGGUUUGGAAUUAAUGAUGAUAUCGAGAAAUACGUCCGUUUGUGUGAUAUUUGUAACAGCAUGGCCAUUGUUCCUAAGCAAAAAAUUGACUCUAAAUGGAUACCUACUAUAAAGCCUUUCAGCCGAAUCCACAUUGAUUUUUUUCAUUUCCGCCAGUCUACGUUUUUACUGAUAGUUGAUAGUUAUUCUAAAUGGUUAGAGGUUGAGUGGAUGAAAGAUGGGUCGGAUUGUGAGAAGGUUCUUAGGAAGUUAGUGGCUUAUUUCGCCCGAUUUGGUCUCCCAGAUGUUCUGGUAUCUGACGGCGGCCCACCGUUCAAUGCUUUUAAAUUUGUAAAUUUUUUAAAGAACCAGGGAGUUGUAGUGCUCAAAAGCCCACCGUACAAUCCACCAAGCAAUGGACAGGCGGAAAGGUCGGUAAGAACUGUGAAGGACGUUUUAAAAAAAUUCUUAUUGGAACCUGAAAUGAAGGGUUUGCAUUUAGAAGAUCAAAUUAAUUUAUUCCUUUUUAACUAUCGAAACAAUUGUUUGGCAGAGGAUGGUACCUUUCCAUCGCAUAAAAUUUUUAAUUAUGAACCGAAAACAAUUUUAGAUUUAAUUAAUCCUAAGAAACUCUUUGAGAAUAACUUGUCUACACCACGGUAUGAUGAUACUAACAGAUCGAAAACUAUUGGUUUGCAAAAAACCGAAAAGGAUUUGUUGGAAAAUCUGACUUCAGGAGAGGAGGUGUGGUACAAGAAUCAUAACUCUAAUAACACUGCCAAAUGGAUCAAAGCAAUAUUUCUAAAAAAAUAUUCUAAAAAUAUUUUCCAGAUUCAAAUUGGAAGCGUGGUAACUACCGCACAUCGCGUACAACUGAGGAUGAUCAAUAAUGGCAUUCAGUCGGCACGUCCCAACGUUGUGGUAUCGUUCAACAGAUCUGGCCAAAUGGCAGAGGCGAUUAUUGAGCGUUGUACAACGGAAGGAGUGGAUAACGGGUCUGAUAAUCGGACAACGGGAAAUUCCAUUGAGGAAGAUCGAAGAAGACGAAAACGUAAGGCGGAUCCAUCGAACGAACCACCAAGGCGAUCCAAGAGGACACGUCGGCCGAAUUUAAGUGAUGAUUUUGUUUACUGAAGAUUAGGAGUCAUUUAGUAUAAGAGUAAGAUCGGUUCCUUAUGGAACUUUCUGAAUUAUUGAUCUAGAAUUAGAAAGACCUUGCUGACAUAUCAGCUAUCGAACAUUUGUAACUUUUCUUAAUUUGUAUUUUUGUGUAUUCUUUCUUAAAAGGGCAAGAAGUUGUUAUAUUCGAAUUUGAGCUACUGUCUAAUGACAGUGAGCAAUACCAACCUUAACAAUUAGAAGUGCCAAAAUGUGAAUAGCAUAAAAGAGGAAUAAACUGAGGACCCGUCCUCUUUCGUGUUUGGAACGUCAACGCAGAAACAUCUAUUCUUAUUCUACCAACCUCGUCACAUACCCCCGGAGUUAUAUAGUGAGACUUCAUCGUCAGACAUAAUAC
Messenger RNA from Aedes albopictus (Asian tiger mosquito), 5449 nucleotides. RefSeq lists its product as uncharacterized. Bases 864 to 3419 code for a protein of 851 amino acids. The transcript has 2 exons. The record is from RefSeq and is a predicted model, not a curated record. NCBI's taxonomy places the organism in Eukaryota, Metazoa, Arthropoda, Insecta, Diptera, Culicidae.